Lottia gigantea (owl limpet) is the source of this 2277-nucleotide messenger RNA. RefSeq lists its product as hypothetical. Gene Ontology annotation, molecular function: chitin binding. The transcript is spliced from 13 exons. Bases 1 to 2277 code for a protein of 758 amino acids. The record is from RefSeq and is a predicted model, not a curated record. NCBI's taxonomy places the organism in Eukaryota, Metazoa, Mollusca, Gastropoda, Lottiidae. Gene Ontology annotation, cellular component: extracellular region.
AUGGCACUCGUAAAUGCUCGGGUACAUGUUCCACACGCACACGGUACACUACACGCUGUGGACUAUGGAGCAGAUGUACACGUUACAGGUUACAGAUGGGUCAAUAGUGGAUAUUGCAGUAAACCAUGUGGUACUGGUUCUCAGAAACAGAUGAUGUCCGUAUCUUCGUGCAGUUCUGGUCGACCAUCAUCUUGUAGUGUCCAAUACCGAAAUAUUCCCUGUAACACGCAUCAUUGUGCAGUAAAUGGAGGAUGGACGGCGUACGGCUCGUGGGUCAACUCUGGUGGAUGUUCAGUUAGUUGUGGUAACGGAGUGCAGAAACAAACAAGAACAAGAAGUUGUACCCGUCCCAGACCGGCUUAUGGCGGAUCACAUUGUUCUGGACCUAGUAGAGAACAACGAAAUGUAGGGUGUUCUAGAUCUCCUUGUCCAGUUAAUGGGGGAUGGUCUGGUUACAGCACAUGGAGAAACUCUGGAGGCUGUUCGGUGACUUGUGGCAGUGGUCAACAGAAACAGAUUAAAACAAGGUCAUGUACAAAUCCUAGUCCUGCUUAUGGUGGUGCAAGAUGUUCUGGGCGGGAUACAGAGCAGCGAUAUGUAAUGUGUACAAAAGUAGCAUGUCCAGUUAACGGAGGUUGGAGUGGAUUUAGUUCCUGGAGAAAUUCUGGUAGCUGCUCUGUUACUUGUGGGGAUGGUAUUCAAAAACAGACAAAAUCCAGAUCAUGUACCAAUCCCAGACCAAAUUAUGGUGGACGACAGUGUUCUGGAUCAUCUACAGAAGAACGCAAUGUUGAAUGUACUAAAUCGCCAUGUCCGGUAAAUGGUGGCUGGUCGGCGUUCGGUUCAUGGAUGAAUAACAGCGACUGUUCAGUAACAUGUGCUUCAGGAAUCCUGCAGCAAAUACGACAUCGUCAAUGUACAAACCCUCGGCCAGCAUAUGGUGGAGAACCCUGUCCUGACAUGGCGGAGGAAAGAAGAAAUGUACCCUGUGAAAUGCCACAUUGUCCAGUAAAUGGAGGUUGGAGUGACUAUAGUUCCUGGGGAUCAGUUGGUCAGUGUUCUGUAUCAUGUGGUGAUGGUCAAUUACUACAACAGAGAAGAAGAACUUGUAGCAGUCCGUCACCAGCGUAUGGUGGAGAGCAAUGUAUUGGUGAUCAGAUGGAAUCAAAACAGAUUGAAUGUAAUCUACGACCAUGUCCAAUAAAUGGCGGCUGGGGCGAAUACAGCAAAUGGUCUUCAGGUGAUUGUACAGCAUCGUGUGGUGAAGGAGUACAAACUAAAUCAAGAUCCAGAGAAUGUAAUAACCCCGAACCACAGUAUGGUGGUGAAGAUUGUAUUGGAGAUUCUGUUGACACAGAAGAAGUCACCUGUUCCUUUGAUCCGUGUCCAGUAAAUGGAGGUUGGAGUGGUUGGUCGGACUGGGAGGUUCAAGGAAAAUGCAGCAAGACAUGUGAAACUGGUGAAAUAAUUUACACUAAAGCUAGAAUCUGUAAUAGUCCUAAACCAAGAUACGGAGGUGCAAAGUGUCAAGGAAAAUCAUUGCAGAGGAAAGUAGAAUUUUGUAAUCCACAACCUUGCCCAGUGGACGGUGGUUGGGGUGAAUGGCAAGAAUGGAGAAAAGUAGGAAAGUGUUCGAAAGCUUGUGGUGAAGGGGAAAUAAGAGAAAUAAGACUAAGAGACUGUAACAACCCAACACCGAAGUUUGGUGGAGAGAUGUGUUAUGGGGACUCGUCGGAGAACAGGACUGUUGAAUGUUUUAAUCGACAUUGUGCUGUUGACGGAGGUUGGUCAAUUUGGACUGAUUGGGAAGCUAAUGGAUUAUGUUCAGCCACAUGUGGAGCAGGUCAACUGCCUGAAAAAAGAACUCGGCUGUGUAAUGAUCCUAAACCACAACAUGGUGGUAUGGAGUGUUUUGGCAAUGAUUUAGAAAAGAGAGUCGGAAAAUGCUUUGAGAAAGAAUGUCCAGGGUUGUGUGAUGUUGAUGGUUUCAUGUUCCAAUAUGAAGAGGAUUUUACCAAAUAUUUCAAAUGUCACAAAGGUUUAGCUACACUGACCAAAUGCCCUGCAAAUCAAAAAUGGGACGACAACAAGAAAUCGUGCGUUAAGAUAUGCCCUUUCUUCUCCUCUGACAAGUACGAUUACCCGAACGAUUGUAGCAGAUUUGUUCAGUGUAUGUGGGGAUUCCCAAUAAUAUCCAGAUGCCCUACUGGUACUGCUUGGAGUACCACUGCUAAACAUUGCCUCCACGAAGACCAUGUUGAAUGUAACGUGUCUUAG